AAUAAAUUUAUCGAAUUCCUGAUUUUCAGCGCAUAUUGGCAUCAUCGAUUCAUCGUCAACAUACCUAAACCUCUUGAAAUUGUAGCUGUCUGCAAUUUAAUUUUUGAGCCCUAAAUCAGUUCCAUUGCAGAAUUUUGGGUUGUAUAUAUGUAUUUGAGUGGAGAUUAUGGGUUUGUUUAAGAAAAUCGUGGGGUUGUUUGGGUUAGCGAAAGACGAAGACCAGCAGCACCGCGACGGCGACGCUGCUCUGCCUCCCUUCUCCGUCCCAUCCGCCGCGGCAGCUACUGCUUCAGCUCACCAUCUCCCUCGCAGAGGGUUCAGUGUUCCUGUUCAGGUCCCCGUCGAGCGGGGCCCGCCCCCUCCUCUUCUCGUGUUUUGCCCUUCCGGAGAUGGUGGAGUUCAGGGCUUGAGGUGGUAUACGAGGCGCCUUAGAAUAGAUGAAGAUGGAGAUGUUGCAGAUGAGUUCCUUGAUGAAGUGCCCCCAGAAACGUCAAGUGUGGAAGUGCUUGAUAGCCCUGCACCAAGGUUUGAAGUGAAGUGCAGCACGAAACCGGCCAAAGUGAGGAAAUUAGCAUUGCUACCUAACGGUAAAAUUCAACAUCUCGUGGAGCACCAAGGCAGGCUGGAGUGGCUGUAAGUGACCUCUGAGAAAGGCAUCAAUUACACUUCGAGAUUGGUUUCCAUAUUAUUCAUGUUGAUCCGAGUUUUCUUAACACUAACUGUGCCAUGAUUCCUUAAGAAAGAUAUAAGGGACUUCUGUGUAUCACAAUUCUUCUUCAAUAUUGUCGUUCCAAUCACAUUCAUCGAUUGAGGAAUGUGCAAAAGACACAACAGUCCUCUGCUGUAUCAUCAAAAGUUCUUUUGCACAACGCCAAAUUGUUACAUAUACAGGAUAUUGUGAUCAUGUUGUUCGACUCUCGUCUCAUUUCUUGUCUUGUGUUUGAUUUGUUCUGCUAAA
Messenger RNA from Salvia splendens (bonfire salvia), 958 nucleotides. RefSeq lists its product as uncharacterized. Lineage: Eukaryota; Viridiplantae; Streptophyta; Magnoliopsida; Lamiales; Lamiaceae. The record is from RefSeq and is a predicted model, not a curated record. The coding region runs from base 167 to 637 and encodes 156 amino acids. The transcript has 2 exons.